UUUGAUAAACUUAAGAGUUGUUUUUCCUUUUUCAGGGCCGACUACUGGAAGUCACAACCGAAGAAAUUCUGUGAUUACUGCAAGUGCUGGAUAGCCGACAAUAGGCCUAGCGUUGAAUUUCAUGAAAGAGGAAAGAACCACAAGGAAAAUGUGGCCAGGAAGAUCAGCGAGAUUAAACAGAAAAGCCUGGAUAAGGCAAAGGAAGAAGAAAAGGCAUCCAAGGAGUUUGCUGCCAUGGAGGCAGCUGCCCUGAAGGCAUACCAAGAGGAUCUGAAAAGGCUUGGCUUGCAGUCAGACAUUUCAGAGCCAACUAUAUCACCAGUCAUCAACACUGUCCAGCCCACCCCUACACCAAAUCAACAGAAAGAGAAGAAAAAGAAGAAGAAAAAGAAAGAGGCUUCUAAGGGUAGAUGGGUGGAAGGCGUAACAGCCGACGGCCACUGUUACUAUUAUGAUCUCGUCACAGGAGCAUCUCAGUGGGAAAAGCCAGAAGGAUUUCAAGGGAACUUAAAAAAGACAACAGCAAAGGCCAUUUGGGUAGAAGGUUUAAGUGAAGACGGCUACACCUAUUACUAUAAUACAGAAACAGGAGAAUCCAAAUGGGAAAAGCCUGAUGAUUUCAUUCCACAUGGUGGUGCUGUGCUUUCUAGUAAGGACAGUGAAAAGUUACCUGACUCCCUAGAAGACCCCCAAUCAUCCGAUUCUCACGGCGAUUCUGAUGAUGAACAGAAGAAAGCGGGAGAGGCCUCUGCAGAAACAAAGAAGCUAAUAAUCAAGUUUAAGGAAAAAAAUAAAAGUACUGAGAAAAGAAUUGGCCCAGAAAUACAAAAAGAAAAAACUACUCCAAAACAGAACCCGUCAAAUACAAAUGAAGAAAAACCCAAAACUCCGAGGAAAUCGACGAACCCUUAUGGGGAAUGGCAAGAAAUUAAACAAGAGGCGGAGUCUCAAGAAGAGGUCGAUUUGGAACUUCCAAGCACUGAAAAUGAAUGUCUAUCAAGUUCAGAAGCUGGUGCUGGGGAAACCAAAGUGGUAUUUAAAGAGAAAACAGUUUCUUCUCUGGGAGUUGCAGCAGAUGGAGUGGCCCCAGUCUUCAAAAAGAGAAGAAUUGAAAAUGGAAAAUCUCGAAAUUUAAGACAGCGAGGUGAGGACGAGUGACUGAAGCUGCAGGCAGAAGAGGCGUGUCCUUUCCAAGCUCCUGCUUCAAAUACUGUAGUGCUGCAUUUUACAUUUAUGCUAAAUGUUUUUAUGUGAAUCAAAAUAAAUCUUCCUUCAUGUGAAAUUUAUUUUUGUUCCUUAAAUGGAAGCCUAUCACAUUGCAUUGUAAUACAGUGUAUUAUGUUCAAUGUCUAAAAUUGCUAAUUAUAUAAUAACUUAAGAUGCUAUGUAUCUGUUAUUUAAAACAUGGGGAAGGCCUUUGCACAGUUCUUACUCAUAAACAUAUUUAUUCUGCAUUGAAAAUGCAUUAUUUCCAUAUGCUGAAAUUUACUUGUUACCUGAGAAAUAAGAAGUUAGACACAGAAGUACACAGCCCCAAGACAGUGUGGUUUUGAUAGUCCUUUCCGAAGCCUGGAUGGAGAAAGCUGCAGAUAGGCUUCUCUUACUUCAUUUAAGACAGAAGGCCAGGAGGAGCCACUUGAGUCCUAAAGUGCACAGAGACAGCCGGACCAAGGGUUGAAACCUGUUCUUGAUGCAAAGUGUCUAAAAGCAUUUUAACACAGGGCGAAGCCUCAGGGACCUAGAGAUAGGAGCACGGGCUCCUCCCUCAUUCACAUUCUGGCAUAGUCCUUCCUAGUCAGAAGAAGUACUGGAUCCAUUAGAAGGUUUAUCUAAGGUGAUGUCAACCAAAGGCUUGAACUGAAAUAGGUUUCAUUGUCCACUUAGAUGUUUCCCAUUUUCUGGUUACAUUUCUUAAAUAGAAAUUUCAUAUUCUAUUUGAAGUAUUUCCCUUUAUUACUUUUGAAUAUUUUUAAUCAUAUUUUUCAUAAGUUGUAUGUAACUUUUGGUAGCAAAUGUCUUUUUACAAUUGUUAGUGUACUUGUAAGAAUAGCUUAUUAAAAACCAUAAAGUAAAUUAAA
Rattus rattus (black rat) is the source of this 2078-nucleotide messenger RNA. It is a transcript of the gene Wbp4, whose product is annotated as WW domain binding protein 4. The transcript has 9 exons. Gene Ontology annotation, cellular component: precatalytic spliceosome; nucleus. Gene Ontology annotation, molecular function: zinc ion binding; RNA binding; protein binding. The record is from RefSeq and is a predicted model, not a curated record. Gene Ontology annotation, biological process: mRNA splicing, via spliceosome. The annotation marks the transcript as partial. Lineage: Eukaryota; Metazoa; Chordata; Mammalia; Rodentia; Muridae.